Molecule: messenger RNA, 1803 nt
Organism: Phyllotreta striolata
Lineage: Eukaryota; Metazoa; Arthropoda; Insecta; Coleoptera; Chrysomelidae
Source: the annotation of a GenBank genome assembly
AUGGAAAAGGACAAAAAUAUGAGCAUCCCCCAAGGAGUGAUGUUCCCGACGGGGUCCCUCUACGUGGGCGAUCUCCACCCGGACGUGACCGAAGCCAUGCUCUACGAGAAAUUCACCACCGCCGGACAGGUGCUGUCCCUGCGCGUCUGCCGCGACACCAGAACCAAGCAGUCCCUCGGCUACGGCUACGUGAACUUCAGCCAAACGCAGGACGCCGAGCGCGCCCUCGACACCAUGAACUUCGACAUCCUCAAGGGCAAGCCCAUACGCAUCAUGUGGUGCCAGCGCGAUCCGGCCCUCCGCAAAUCGGGCGUCGGCAACGUGUUCAUCAAGAACUUGGACAAGAACAUCGACAACAAGGCGAUGUUCGACACGUUCUCGGCCUUCGGCAACAUCCUCAGCUGCAAGGUGGCCCUCGACGAGAACGGCUACUCGAAGGGCUACGGCUUCGUGCACUUCGAGAGCGAAGACGCCGCCAACAAGGCCAUCGAGAAGGUCAACGGCAUGCUGUUGAACAACAAGAAGGUGUACGUGGGCAAGUUCAUACCGCGCGCCGAGCGCGAAAAGGAGCUGGGCGAGCGCGCCAAGCAGUUCACCAACAUCUACGUGAAGAACUUCGGGCCGUGCAUGUCCGACGACAAGUUCAACGAGAUGUUCGGCAAAUUCGGCGAGAUCACCAGCUGCGUGGUGAUGCGCACCGUCGACGGCUCGUCGAAGGGCUUCGGUUUCGUGGCGUUCGCCGACGCCAAAUCGGCGGAGCGCGCCGUCGACGAGUGGAACGGCAAGGAGCUGGACGGCAACGUGUUGUACGUCGGCAGGGCCCAGAAGAAGACCGAGCGCAUCAACGAGCUGAAGAAGAAGUACGAACAGUUGCGCUUGGAGCGCUACAAUCGCUUCCAAGGCGUCAAUUUGUACAUCAAAAAUUUGGACGAUUCGUUCGACGACGAGAAGCUGCGCAAGGAAUUCGCCAAUUUCGGCACCAUCACCUCCGCCAAAGUGAUGACGGAGAACGGCAGAAGCAAAGGAUUCGGCUUCGUGUGCUUCACCUCGCCGGAGGAGACCACCAAAGCCGUAUCGGAGAUGAACGGUCGAAUGGUGGGUAGCAAACCGCUGUACGUGGCUUUGGCCCAACGCAAGGAAGACCGCAGGGCAUUCCUCAACAGCCAAUACAUGCAGCGGGCGCAGGCGCUGCGCCACCAGAACAGCAUCAACUUCCCCACCACCACGCCGCCGUUUAUCAUACCGGCCGUCGGGCAGGGACCGCGAUUCUUCAACCACUUGAACCCGCUGAACCACAUCAGACCGGCGCCCCGUUGGCCGGCGGCGCCGAACAUCCGCCCCAACGGCACCUACAGCCUGUCGCUGUUGAACUCGCCCUACAGGACGACGUCGCGCUCGUCGAUCAACGUGCGCAACGCGAUCCACGCGAGGCCCAUCACCGGGCAACAGACGCCGCCCAGCCGGCCCAACAGCAAGUUCACCAAUUCGACCAACAAUUCGGUGCGGCCGUUGAACGUGGGCAUCGGCAACGGCGGCGACAUACCGUUGAAUCCGAACGUGCUGGCGGGGGCGGCGCCGCAGGAGCAGAAGCAGAUCAUCGGCGAGAAGCUGUUUAGGGUCGUGGAGAAGAUGUAUCCGGACAUUGCCGGGAAGAUAACGGGCAUGUUGUUGGAAAUCGACAAUUCGGAGUUGAUUCACAUGAUCGAAAACAAGGAUUCGCUGCGGGCCAAGGUGGAGGAGGCCAUCGCCGUGUUGCAGGCCCACCAGGCCAACACCAAGAAGGGGAUCGUAGUUCAAGAUUAA